Molecule: messenger RNA, 1638 nt
Organism: Colletotrichum costaricense
Lineage: Eukaryota; Fungi; Ascomycota; Sordariomycetes; Glomerellales; Glomerellaceae
Exons: 5
Coding region: 1-1638 (545 amino acids)
Biological process (GO): transmembrane transport
Cellular component (GO): plasma membrane
Molecular function (GO): transmembrane transporter activity
Source: RefSeq, a predicted model, not a curated record
AUGUCAAUCUUGCCUGUUCAGGAGAUUCGGCUGCAAGAAGAUGUGGACACUAAGUUGAAAGAACAAACGCUGGGAACAGUUCAGCUUCGCCACAAUGAAACCAAUGAAAUCAUUCUGGUACCCACGCCCUCAAAUGACCCCAACGAUCCUUUAAACUGGUCACCAACACGCAAAUACUACAUUUUUUCGCUGACAUGCUUUGGAAUUUUCUUCGCCCAUGCCGUCAUUGUCGGGCCUGCUGUUGCCCUAGAGUUGAUCACUCUCGAAUUCUUCGGCCCUGGGCCUGACACUGUGCCAAACAACAUUGCUAAAGCAUCAUACCUUCAAACCGGGUGUUCACUCAUGAUUGGUGCGGGCAAUCUUAUUUGGGUGCCUCUGGCAAUCAAAUACGGCAGAAGGCCCGUUUACAUCGCGUCCUACCUUUUACUUACGGCAAGUUGUAUAUGGAGUGGCGCAGCGGCUUCUUUUGGCAGUGCACUUGUUGGCAGGCUCUUUCUCGGCUUUGCUUGUGCUGCUGCAGAAAUCGUCGCACCCUUGACAAUCACUGACUUGUUCUUCUUGCACCAACGCGGGCGUGCCAUGGUCAUCUACACAUGUUCCUUAUCUGCGGGUGUUGGUGUGGGCGUGGUGUUUUCGGGCCUGAUCACACAAACUUACAGCUGGAGGAUGAUAUUCUGGGUAUUUUCUGCCUUCGUCGGAACUUGUACGGUUCUAGUACUGUUCACCUUCCCCGAAACACACUAUCGAAGGCGAUAUGCAACGGAGCUAGAGGUGGUACCAUCCAGACACGAAUCCACCAAGCCGUCUUCUCAGUGUCUUGAGAGCCCUCCUUCUUCUUCGCACACGUCAUCUCCAUCGACGUGGAAGACCUAUUUGGCGACUAUGACAGUCUUCUCGGGGACUUACACUAGCGAACCUCUACUGGCUCUGAUGUUCCGUCCUCUUGUCGCCAUUACUUUGCCAGCCGUAUUCUGGGCGACCUUAAUCAACGCAAUCACCACUGGCAUGAUCGUUGUGAUAUCUGCGAACUUCUCGAAUGCUUUCUCGACGGUCUACGGUUUUCAUACCUGGCAAUCCGGUUUGACGUAUCUCUCUACGAUAUUUGGCUCCUUCUUAGCCAUCUUCUGCGGGGGACACUUCACAGAUUGGAUGGCAGACAAACUGACGAUUCGGAGUGGCGGAACCAGGAUCCCCGAAAUGCGGCUACCUGCAAUGAUAAUCAGCUUGAUCACGGGUCCAUUAUCAUGCAUCUUAUACGGGGCAGGCUUCGAGAAGAAAUUACAUUGGAUUUGUCCCACUAUUGGUAUCGGCCUUGUAAACUUCACCACUGUUCAAUCAAACAACGUGGCUCUUGUGUAUAUUCUUGAUUCUUAUCGGCCCAUAGCCGGUGAGGUUAUAGUAACGCAGUCUUUCUUCAAAGCCGUUUUUGGAUUUCUUCUCAGCUUUUACGUGAAUGUUUGGGUCCAAGAGUCAGGAUAUCUCUCCGUAUUUGGAACCUUAGCGGGUAUAUCGGCGGCUGUGUUCUUGUCAACCAUACCCUUUUACUUUUUUGGAAAUCGAAUGCGACAGGCAACAUGGAAGUGGAAGUUUUCCAGGCAGUUCCUGCACUGGCACCCAGAUCGGGAGGUCGGCGAAUAG